AUGAGCUCAAAUAAUUUGGCCCAACCGCGCCAAACCCAACAGCAGGGGGAAGGUAGCAGUGGCGUCAGCGAACACAUCGAAGGGGGUAAAAGCGCCCAUGGUACUGGUGACGUCAAGGGGGAUGAAGCGGCAGAGGGCACCGAUGAAGGAAAUAAAAAUGCAGACAUAAAAGGGACCCAAAAAGGAGAAGCAAACGACGACCUAAACGAUGUUAUCAGUAAAUACUUAAUGAAUGUCGGCUGUCAGGAAAAGGUCGGCUCAAUCGAUAACGCUGGUGGCCUUGUCACCAUCUGUGGAGACAACCUGUACAGAAACAUCUGCGAGAAGGGAUACAGCCAAAUGACGAUCGUUCAGAAGUACUCUAUCCCAAUAAUAAAGAAAAAAAUGAAUUUGAUUGCAUCCUCACAAACGGGAAGUGGGAAAACUUUUUCCUUUCUCUGUCCAGUAGUAACAAAUUUGAUGGGAGAUAACGACACGUUGAGGCCUCAUUUCCCCGGGGCCUACGCGUGUGUUUCUCCCCUGGGGUUGGUCCUGUGUCCCACAAGAGAGUUAGUCCUUCAAAUUUUGAACGAGGUAACUUUUGUAAAUUACGAAGGGGUUAACAGUUUGACGAAAAAUAUGGAGCUCGUUUGUAUGGCCUUCUAUGGAGGAGAGACGAUGAAGGACCAGAUUGUGCAGAUAAACGAACGGCAGGCGGACAUCAUCGUGUCAACCCCGGGGCGACUACUCGAUCUGAUGAACAGCUGUAAGGUCAGUCUAUCGUUUGUAAAAUAUUUAAUCUUCGACGAGGCAGAUGAAAUGAUUUCCCUUGGCUUGAAGGAACAGAUGGACGACAUUCUAUUCGAAAAGGACCUUUGUGCCAAUGAUGCUAGGCAGACCAUACUGUUCACGGCGACCUUCUCCGAGAGCCUGCGGGAGGACAUAGAAAAGUUCAUGGCUACUCCGUAUGUGUUUUUGAAUAUCACGCAGAAGAGGGAGGUGCGUAAUUCUAUUAAGCAGGUCGUCAAGUACGUGCCUGCGAAGUGCAAGCAGGAUGAGCUGCUCAAGGACCUGAAGACUCUGCAGGGACAAGCCAUCAUCUUUGUGGAGCUGAGAAGCUCAAUUAAUUAUAUUUUCUCUGCGUUGAAGUCGAACGGGUAUGACGUGAAUUACCUGCACGGAAAAAUGAAUCAGCCUCGAAGACAAGCCGUAUUUCAACAGUUCCGCGAUAAAGAAUUUCAAAUUUUAAUAGCUACCUCCAUCGCGGCAAGGGGUUUAGAUUUUCCCGACCUAGAGUUAGUAAUAAAUUAUGACCUGCCAGCCGAAUUCGAGCAGUACAUGCACAGGAUAGGUAGGACGGGACGGAUUGGGAAAACUGGACUAGCCAUUAACUACUUUAAUAGCUCGAAUAGAAAAAUUAUUGACAAGCUCAUCGACCAUUUGAAGAAGCACGACCAGACCGUACCCCAGUGGUUGCUCAAUUUUAACUAG
Molecule: messenger RNA, 1470 nt
Organism: Plasmodium cynomolgi strain B
Lineage: Eukaryota; Apicomplexa; Aconoidasida; Haemosporida; Plasmodiidae
Product: RNA helicase
Exons: 6
Coding region: 1-1470 (489 amino acids)
Cellular component (GO): nucleus
Molecular function (GO): RNA helicase activity; ATP binding; RNA binding
Source: RefSeq, a predicted model, not a curated record